Messenger RNA from Penicilliopsis zonata CBS 506.65, 1697 nucleotides. RefSeq lists its product as hypothetical. The transcript is spliced from 4 exons. Gene Ontology annotation, biological process: regulation of transcription by RNA polymerase III; DNA damage response; regulation of transcription by RNA polymerase I. Gene Ontology annotation, cellular component: cytosol; protein kinase CK2 complex; nucleus. Gene Ontology annotation, molecular function: protein serine/threonine kinase activity; ATP binding. The coding region runs from base 190 to 1197 and encodes 335 amino acids. The record is from RefSeq and is a predicted model, not a curated record. NCBI's taxonomy places the organism in Eukaryota, Fungi, Ascomycota, Eurotiomycetes, Eurotiales, Aspergillaceae.
UAGCAGGGCUGCUGUCUGGAGGUUCUUGCUUUCCUCUGCCUGCCACGCAGCAGCUGUUAUCUGUCCUUUUUGCAAUUCGUCUCGUGUGCUUCCUGUCACUUCCUUCGCCUUCCUCUACCCCGCCGCACUUCGCUUUCCUGACCUGACGUUGUGGGCGGCGUGACGGGCUGUCUGUGAGCUGCCAUCACCAUGGCUCGUGUCUACGCCGAUGUCAACGAGCAUAUGCCUCGUUCCUACUGGGACUACGAUAGUGUCAAUAUUUCCUGGGGCGUGCUUGAAAAUUAUGAGGUCGUUCGCAAAAUAGGUCGCGGGAAGUAUUCUGAGGUGUUCGAGGGUAUCAAUGUUGUGAACUACCAGAAAUGCGUCAUCAAGGUUCUCAAGCCUGUCAAGAAGAAGAAGAUUAAGCGUGAGAUCAAGAUUCUCCAGAAUCUCGCUGGCGGCCCCAAUGUCGUUGCCUUGCUGGACGUUGUGCGCGACAGCCAGAGCAAGACUCCCAGUCUGGUCUUCGAGUACGUCAACAACACCGAUUUCCGCACGCUUUACCCUCGUUUCACCGACUACGAUGUCCGGUUCUACAUUUUCGAGCUCUUGAAGGCCUUGGAUUUCUGCCACAGCAAGGGUAUCAUGCACCGUGAUGUUAAACCUCACAAUGUCAUGAUCGACCAUGAGAAGCGCAAGCUCCGUUUGAUCGACUGGGGUCUUGCCGAAUUCUACCACAAGGGCACCGAGUACAAUGUCCGCGUCGCAUCGAGAUACUUCAAGGGACCCGAGCUUCUUGUUGAUUUCCAGGAGUAUGACUAUUCGCUCGAUAUGUGGUCCCUUGGAGCCAUGUUCGCGUCCAUGAUAUUCAGAAAGGAGCCGUUCUUCCAUGGAAACAGUAAUUCUGAUCAAUUGGUCAAGAUUGCCAAGGUCUUGGGAACUGAAGAGCUCUUUGAGUAUCUCGACAAGUACGACAUUGAGCUGGAUCCGCAGUAUGACGAGAUUCUCUCACGCUUCCCCAAGAAAACUUGGCACUCAUUUGUGAACGCCGAGAACCAGCGAUUUGUCAGCGAUGAGGCCAUCGAUUUCCUUGACAAGCUGCUUCGCUAUGAUCAUGCGGAACGUCUCACUGCCCAAGAGGCGAUGGCUCAUCCUUAUUUUGCUCCGGUUCGCGCUAAUGAGGCGCAAGCUGCGCGCAACAACGCCUCCCAGUCCUGAAUUUCAGAGAGACGUGCCUGGCUUCAUUUCCGAUUUCCUCACACCGGCCUUUUGUCCCACUGUUUGUUGUGCUUGAACCCGUCCCCACGACAUUCCGUUUGCCACCGGUUUGCUCGAACUCGAAACUGCUUGUCAACACCAGUGAGACGAUGUGCACGGAAGAAAAGACCAGCGGCUUGAUAUUUUCCCACACUUGUCGGGGACUAACCAGGUUGUUUUUCGCGACAUGUUUACAGACACGCAAUAGAGAUGACGAUGACUACGACAGAUGACACCCCUAAUCGGUUAGGAGAUGACCCUACCUUACUCCCAUCCUUCUCUACGAAUAAAACCCACAUUCAUCUCUGACAAUGUUUCAGAAUGAAGUGAACCCUCCAAUCUUUCUCCCCUUCAAUCUGCGUCAUUGUACAGCCCCCGAUCAUGUUCUCCCCAUCCGCUUCGACGCUCUGCCUCCCCUGGUGACCUGUCGCAUUUGGUGUUUAUGGAUGUUCUCUUUCCCU